Molecule: messenger RNA, 528 nt
Organism: Alternaria arborescens
Lineage: Eukaryota; Fungi; Ascomycota; Dothideomycetes; Pleosporales; Pleosporaceae
Exons: 1
Coding region: 1-528 (175 amino acids)
Source: RefSeq, a predicted model, not a curated record
AUGAAGACCUUCACCCUCCUCUGCCUUUUCGCCUCCGCCAUCGCAGCUCCAGCUCCCCAAGCCUCUGGCACCACCAACUGCGCCGCCAUCCAAACGAAGCUCGAGCAGGGCAUCCAAGCCAACCUCGACAUUCAAGCCCGAGAGCUAAAAGGGUAUGCUUACUCCCCUUCCGCACAAAAUUCCACAAUACUGACAGGUGCCCCCCUCAGCGUGUACGCCUUAAAACUUCAAGCCGGAACCGCCGGAUUCAACGCCACCCAAACUUCCGUUCUUGCAAUCCAACAACGUGGCGUCGACAUUCGCGCCAACAACCAGAAACUCGCCAAGGAGAUCAACAGCCCGGCUGCUGAUGGACUGGCUAUCGUAGCUGGUGCGCAGACCAAAGAGAUUGGUCAGGUCAAGAAUUUGAAGGGUAAUGCAGCGGCGGAUGGAGAGACGAUCAAGAUGUUGGUGCAGGAGGUCAUGGAUGGGACGAUGCAGAAUCAGAAGAACUUACAGGCGGCAAAGGGUCAGGUUUGUGCGAAGUAG